This is a messenger RNA of Knipowitschia caucasica, 1350 nucleotides long. The record is from the annotation of a GenBank genome assembly. NCBI's taxonomy places the organism in Eukaryota, Metazoa, Chordata, Actinopteri, Gobiiformes, Gobiidae.
AUGAAUGUUUAUCUCCAAGCUGAACUCUGCCCCGGACACCCCGGAAGUUCGCUAGCGGUUUCUAAAUCUACACUUCCGGACACGCUAAAUAUACACAGUGAAAAGAUGAAUUACGCCCGUUUUCUGACAGCUGUCAGUGCAGCCAGAAAACCCUCACCAAUCAGGAUACUCACCGAGUUGCAGCAGCGGUCGCCUCCGUCUCUGAUCUCUUUGGCCGGCGGAGCCCCAAACCCCAACACCUUCCCCUUUCUGUCCGCAUCGAUACAGGUCAGAAAUGGUCCGACCGUGACCUUUGACGAGACAUCGAUGAAGAGAGCUCUGCAAUACUCCGCCUCCAAUGGGAUCCCAGAGCUGCUGACGUGGAUGAAAGAUUUACAGAAAAGUCUUCACAAUCCUCCCAACCCUCACACAGACAUGUGCGUGACCACCGGCAGCCAAGAAGGCCUGUGCAAGGUGUUUGAGAUGUUGGUGAAUCCUGGAGACAAUGUUUUACUUGACGCCCCAACCUACUCUGGGACUUUAGCCGCGCUGCAGCCGAUGGGUUGUAACCUCAUCAAUGUCUCCAGUGAUGAACAUGGGAUGGACCCCGCGGCGCUGAGGCAGGUGUUGUCCCGCUGGAGUCCGUCUGAAAGCUCCCGUCCCAAGGUCCUGUACACCAUCCCCAACGGAGGCAACCCGACCGGAGCCUCCAUGAACGAGCAGCGCAAGAGGGACGUCUACCAGCUGGCCCAACAGUACGACAUGCUCAUCAUUGAAGACGACCCUUACUAUUUCCUACAGUUUGAAAAGCCCUGGGCCCCCACUUUCCUCUCCAUGGACGUCGACGGCAGAGUCAUUCGGACCGACUCCUUUUCCAAAAUUCUUUCCUCGGGGUUGAGACUCGGUUUUGUCACUGGUCCAAAGCCUUUGGUGGAGAGAGUGGUGCUGCACAUCCAGGCCUCCACGAUGCACACCAGCUCCUUCACACAGUUGAUGGUUUCCCAGUUGCUGCACAGUUGGGGAGAACAGGGUUUCCUGCAGCACAUCCAGGGGGUCAUAGAGUUUUACAGAGAGCAGCGAGACGCCAUGCUCGGCUCUGCAGAGAAGUGGCUCAAAGAUGUGGCGGAGUGGCACGCCCCGAAGGCGGGGAUGUUCCUGUGGAUCAAACUAAAGGGAAUCACUGACACUCAACAACUGAUCCAAGAGAAAGCUCUGGAGAAAGAGGUGCUGCUGGUUCCUGGAGGUGUUUUCAUGAUCGACAGCAGUGAACCGUGUCCUUACGUCAGAGCUGCGUUCUCGCUCUCGUCUCCAGAGAAAAUGGACGAGGCGUUCAGGAGACUGUCGCUGCUCAUCAGAGAAGCUCAGAGUUAA